GGGCUGUAAAUUGAGGCGGCAAGAGCCAAGAAGACAUUCCCGUCCGCUACCUUUCAAUAAGCUUCGCCUGAGUCUCCGGAACCCCAACUCAACUCCUCCUUUCUGAUCCCAAAUCAGACAUUUCUCUCUCUUUCUCUCUCUCUCUCUCUGUGUUGCAGAAUUGGAGCUUCAGAGAGUUUUCAUGGAUGAACGAAUCGAAGACGACCACGUUGGAGACCUCAUGAUGACAGUAACCAAUAACACACCACACCGUAAGACCCAAUCAUACAGUCAACAACUAGGUAUUCCACCAAUACAGAGGCCAAACACGGGGAGAAAACACAGCCUUGAUGAAGGUGGGAUUCCGAAGAACAUCGAUCGAUUCUAUGACGACUCCUCCGACGAAGAUUUGUACCCAUAUGGCAACUUUGGUGGUUUUUCCGGUCGCAUUAACCCAGUUGGCAGCACGGGGGAACGGACAGAGCAGUUGGGUGAUUUCUUGGAAGGGCAUUCUUCGGAUUCUUCAGGGGAAAUCCGGAGAACGUCGUUGCCGGAGUUUAUCGCCAGUGGUGGCGGAAAGGGGAUCUUCAAAGUUCCAAUUCGUUCUACCAUUCAUCCGGGCCAGCCGCCGGGCUUGGAAUUGAGGCCGCACCCGUUUAGGGAGACGCAGGUGGGUGGGUUUCUGAGGACUAUUGCAUGUACUGAGACGCAAUUAUGGGCUGGACAGGAAUCUGGGGUGAGGUUUUGGAACUUUACAGAUAUUUAUGCCCCGGGGUGUGGUGUUGGGGGUAAGGCAAGAAGAGGGGAUGAGGAGGCAGCACCGUUCUAUGAAUCCGCUCCAACAGUGCCCACUACCUGUUUGGUGGUGGAUGCUGGGAAUAGGUUGAUUUGGACAGGGCAUAAGGAUGGGAAGGUUAGAUCAUGGAAAAUGGAUCAGCCUUUGGAUGGGAAUCCUUUCAGGGAAGGUCUCUCUUGGCAUGCUCAUCGUGGGCCUGUUUUAUCUAUGGUCAUGUCUUCUUACGGUGAUCUAUGGACAGGUGGAGAGGGCGGUGUUAUUAAGAUAUGGCCUUGGGAAUCCAUAGAAAAAUCUCUUUCUUUAACAUUGGAGGAAAGACACAUGGCUGCUUUAUUAGUUGAGAGGUCAUAUAUUGACUUAAAGAGUCAAGUCACGGUUAAUGGUGUUUGCUCCAUAUCUGGUUCAGAUGUGAAGUAUUUGUUAUUGGAUAAUACUAGAGCGAAAGUUUGGAGUGCUGGGCAACUGUCCUUUGCUUUGUGGGAUGCUCGUACACGAGAACUGCUGAAAGUAUUUAAUGUAGAUGGUCAAAUUGAGAAUCGCGUUGAUUCGUCACCAUGGCAGGAUUCAUCUGUCGAAGAUGAGAUGAAGAUUAAGUUUGUUUCCACGUCAAAGAAAGAGAAAUCACAAAGUUCCAUUAGCUUCUUACAGCGUUCACGUAAUGCUUUAAUGGGGGCAGCUGAUGCUGUUCGUCGAGUUGCAGCGAAAGGGUCUUUUGGAGAAGAAAAGAGAACUGAAGCCCUAGUUCUGACAAUAGAUGGAAUGAUUUGGACCGGUUGUUCAAAUGGCUUAAUUGUGCAGUGGGAUGGAAAUGGAAAUAGGUUACAAGAUUUUCAUCACCAUUUUUCUUCUGUUCAGUGCUUCUGUACUUUUGGAGCGAGUUUAUGGGUAGGCUAUGUCAGUGGCACUAUUCAAGUGUUUGAUCUUGAGGGCAAGUUGCUUGGAGGAUGGGUUGCUCACAACAGUCCUGUUAUAAAAAUGGCUGUUGGGGCUGGUUAUGUCUUUUCUUUGGCUAACCAUGGUGGUAUUCGUGGGUGGAGCAUUAAAUCUCCUAGUCCACUUGACAAUUUAGUGCGAUCAGAAUUGGCAAGCAAAGAACUGCAAUAUAGAAGGCUAGAAAAUGUGAAAAUACUGACCGGUACUUGGAAUGUUGGACAAGGAAGAGCCUCUCAUGACUCACUUAUAUCUUGGCUAGGUUCUGCAGCAACAGAUAUUGGCAUUGUUGUUGUUGGGUUGCAGGAAGUUGAAAUGGGUGCUGGUUUCCUUGCGAUGUCUGCCGCAAAAGAAACUGUAGGGCUAGAGGGGAGUUCGAUUGGUCAGUGGUGGCUUGAUACAAUAGGAAAGACCUUAGAUGAGGGAUCAACUUUCGAACGUGUUGGUUCAAGGCAGUUGGCAGGCUUGCUCAUAGCUGUGUGGGUCAGAAACAGUCUUACACCAUAUGUUGGGGAUGUCGAUGCUGCAGCGGUUCCUUGUGGUUUUGGACGUGCUAUUGGUAAUAAGGGGGCUGUAGGUUUGAGGAUGAGAGUUCAUGAUCGGAUAAUGUGCUUCGUUAACUGUCACUUAGCGGCACAUUUGGAUGCAGUUAAUCGCCGCAAUGCUGACUUUGAUCAUAUAUAUCGAACAAUGAUAUUCACUCGGACAAAUACUGCAGCUGGUAUGGUGAUGUUCCUGUUUUUGUGUUCCUCUCUUGCCUGCUGCACAUAUUUAUUUUGGCUGCUUUAUUCUUCUGGCUUGCCGCUGGUCCUCUCUCUUGCAGUUGCUGUCUCAUCUGCCACUCAGUUGCUUCGUGCUACAAAUCCUGUGAGUGCCCAUUCCGAAGACGGGAGGCCUGAGUUAUCUGAAGCAGACAUGGUUGUAUUUCUUGGUGAUUUCAAUUAUCGGCUUCAUGGCAUUUCUUAUGAUGAGGCAAGAGACUUUGUUUCACAAAGAUGCUUUGAUUGGCUCAGAGAAAGGGACCAGCUUCGAGCAGAGAUGAAAGCUGGGAAAGUCUUUCAAGGGAUGCGUGAAGGAAUCAUUAGAUUUCCUCCCACAUACAAGUUUGAACGGCACCAAGCUGGUUUAGGAGGGUAUGAUUCCAGUGAGAAGAAACGCAUUCCAGCCUGGUGUGACAGAAUUUUGUACCGUGACAGCCGAUCAGCUUCGGUAUCUGAGUGCAGUUUGGAAUGCCCUGUAGUCUCUUCAAUUUUCCAGUAUGAGGCUUGCAUGGAUGUUACCGACAGUGACCACAAGCCUGUAAGGUGCAUAUAUUGUGUUGAUAUUGCUCAUGUAGAUGAGUCAAUAAAGCGACAGGAGUUUGGGGAAAUCAUGAGAUCUAAUGAGAGAAUCAGGUCCAUGCUUGAAGAAUUAAAUGAUGUUCCAGAAACAAUUGUUAGCACCAACAACAUAAUUUUACAAAACCAGGACACAUCCAUACUGCGAAUCACCAACAAAAGCACGAAAGAAGCUAUGUUUGAAGUCAUUUGUGUAGGACAGUCAACGGUCAAGGAGGAUGGGCAAGCAUCCGAACAUGUUCCUAGAGGUUCCUUUGGUUUUCCCCGCUGGUUAGAGGUAACUCCAGCGGCUGGCAUAAUAAAACCUGGCCAAAUUUCCGAAGUAUCAGUGCAUCAUGAGGAGUUCCAUGCCCUCGAAGAGUUCGUUGAUGGUGUUCCACAAAAUUGGUGGUGCGAAGACACAAGAGACAAGGAAGUGAUACUAGUCGUGAAUGUACGAGGCAGUUACACCAUUUACAGAAAAUGCCACCGGAUUCGUGUGCGCCAUUGCUUCCCAUCUAAGACUUUACGUAUUGAUUCAAAAUCCAGUGACUCUAGGAGAUUCCAGGGAAAUGUUCUUCAUAGAGCUGACUUCCGACAGCUCAACAGUUCCUGUGAUGUGGCUAAUGACUUGCGGUCUUUGCAGAGUCCGUAAUGAUCCAAAGAGUGAAAUUGGAAAAGAAACCCACUCUUCAGUCGGGGGAAUGACCAAGGCAUUAAGGCAACCUUCAACCUGAUGCCAAAGGCAUCCUUUCUCGAGACUGCAUCCAUACAUGCAUCUUGAUGUAAAUACCUGAGGCCUGAUCAUGAUUUUUAUGCAUCAUGGAGUAGGUUCAUUUUGUUUGAUAGCAAUUUUAUCCAUUAUUUCAGCUCAA
This is a messenger RNA of Telopea speciosissima, 3896 nucleotides long. RefSeq names its product type I inositol polyphosphate 5-phosphatase 12-like. The transcript is spliced from 10 exons. Gene Ontology annotation, biological process: phosphatidylinositol dephosphorylation. Gene Ontology annotation, molecular function: protein binding; phosphatase activity. NCBI's taxonomy places the organism in Eukaryota, Viridiplantae, Streptophyta, Magnoliopsida, Proteales, Proteaceae. The record is from RefSeq and is a predicted model, not a curated record. Bases 182 to 3676 code for a protein of 1164 amino acids.